This is a messenger RNA of Rosa rugosa (rugosa rose), 1601 nucleotides long. RefSeq names its product methyltransferase-like protein 2. The transcript is spliced from 9 exons. The coding region runs from base 125 to 1423 and encodes 432 amino acids. Gene Ontology annotation, molecular function: methyltransferase activity; nucleic acid binding. Gene Ontology annotation, cellular component: RNA N6-methyladenosine methyltransferase complex; nucleus. The record is from RefSeq and is a predicted model, not a curated record. Lineage: Eukaryota; Viridiplantae; Streptophyta; Magnoliopsida; Rosales; Rosaceae.
GUCACAGGCCAUAAGUGGGCUUGGGCAGGUCAACGAUUGACUCCGGGGUCCAUUUAGACUGGGGACACGGCGGGAGAUUUAAUCGCUAAAUUGGGGCGCGCCGAAACGGCGAGACCUGAAUCUGAUGGAGUACUCCAAAACCACCGAUAAGCUAACCGAGUUUUUGGACUCCGGGAUUUACCGGUUCGAAGAUUCCAACGCCGUUUUCAUCGACCCGGUUCGCGUGCUCAACCGCUCCUACACCCGGUUUAGGGUUUCACCUUCCGCUUACUACUGUCGCCCAUUCGACUCCACUUGCCCACCGGAGCCUAGCGUCGCUUCGAAUUCCAGGAAGCGAAAGCGGAAGGAGAAGAAGAAGAAGAAGAAGCCCCGGGCUCUGAACGAAAGAGAACAAGUCGCCGAUCAACGCCACCAGGAAGUGAGACCUUUCUUACUGAAGGCACAUGAAUCUUUGAUCCGAACAAGUGAGGUGUUAGAGGUUAUGAGCAAUUUGAGGGGUUGUUUGGGUCCUGAAACUUCCUCUCCAGGUGUUAAACAGUCAUUUGUUGAACUCGCACAGGUCUGGCAGGCCCCUCUUUACGAGAUUACUCUAAACUUCCAUACAAAUUACAAAGAAGGGGAAGAUGGAGUAAUUGCAGUGAUGUACUCUACUUUGUGUUUGUUAGGCUCCCUUGCUACGCAAGGCUGUGAACAAUGUGUUCUCCCUCUGUUUAACAACUUGGUCGUUAAUGAGAGCAGUAAUGAUGUGGAGGCUGAAGUUUUGACCAGUCGAUAUAUUUUGCCUCCGAAGAGUUCCUUCUACAUGUCAGAUAUGGGGCAGAUUCACAAUCUAAUUCCUGCUGAGUCUGAUUUUGGCUUCAGUGUUAUAGUUGUUGAUCCACCAUGGGAAAAUGGCAGUGCUCGGCAGAAGUCGAGGUACAAAACUUUGCCCAACCGAUAUUUCUUAUCCAUUCCGAUCAAGCAACUUUGUCACACAGAUGGAGCAUUUGUCGCCUUAUGGGUAACAAAUAGGGAGAAGUUGCGUGAUUUUGUCGAGAAAGAGCUGUUUCCUGCUUGGGGAGUCACACAUGUUGCUACUUUUUUCUGGUUGAAGGUGAAAGCUGACGGUUCCUUGAUUUGUGAUUUAGACCUGUUUCAUCAUAGGCCAUAUGAGUGCCUUCUUGUGGGCAUCUGUCGUGGGAAGGUUAUGAAUUCUAAACAGCUGUUGGGAUCAGAUCAUAUACCAGAUAAUCAAAUUAUAUUAAGCGUACCGGGGGAUUACUCAAGGAAGCCCCCAAUAGGAGGAUUGUUACAGGAGCUUGCUCCGAGGCUCAAAGGUGGUCGAUCCAUUGAACUAUUUGCUAGAGAAAUGACAACCGGAUGGGUUUCUUGGGGGAAUGAACCCCUUCAUUUUCAAGAAUCCAGGAAUUUUGUAACCGAAUAGAGCUGCUAAUAUUAUUGUGAUAUAAUUGGUCAGUGUACAUUUUGCUAACUCUGUUACCACAAAAGACCCGUUUGUUUUUGGUGCGACUUGGGUAACAUUUUCAGUUGUCAUGGCCUUUGUAAGAUUCAAAAACUGGGAGAGGAUUAAUAACAAAAUCGAAUAGUACUCUUUCUAUCAA